This is a messenger RNA of Prorocentrum cordatum, 822 nucleotides long. Lineage: Eukaryota; Dinophyceae; Prorocentrales; Prorocentraceae. The record is from the annotation of a GenBank genome assembly.
AUGAGGGUGGACGCCGCGGUGGGAGCGGCCUCGGCAGCCCAGGAGAAGGCGCUAGUCGUGCACGAGGACGCGCUGGAGGCAGCAAGCUGCACCGCAAGCAGGUCAAUCGACCGGCUGCUGUGGCAGGGCAGUGCGGACGUGGCGAAGGCUGUGACGCUCUUCGGACCUGGCAUCGUGGUGCUGCCCAUGCUGGGCAAGGUCUCUGGCGUGAGCGAGGAGGAGUGCCUCACGUACGCCUCGCACCCCAAGCGGCUCGCCAAGGGCGGGCUGAUGGACAGGGUGGACCUCGAGGCCAAGUUCGGGCAGAUCGACCCCGCCAGGCUGGUCGAGGAACUUGCCGGGGGCCGUGCGGGCCUCGAGCGGCGGCUCCGCGACAUGACUGGCCAGCAGCUGCAGGACGAGGUCAUGGCCCUGCAAGAUUGGCGUGCGAAGGCGAACGGGCGCAUGACGACUCUGGAGAAGAGGGCCGCCUGGGCUUUCCUCGGCAUUCCCGCCGGAUCCGCAAGUCAGGCAGCUGUCCGGAAGGCCUUCAAGAGAAAGGCGCUGGAGCUGCACCCUGACAAAGGUGGUGACGCCGACCGCUUUCAGCUACUCCAGCAGAUGAAGGAGCUCCUGAUACAGCCCACGGCGCAGGAGGUCGAGCAUCGCCAGAAGGAGGACCAGGAGAGAAGCCAGGAGGCGGAGAAGGCUGCGAAGGAUGCCGAGGAUCGUGAGCAAAGAAAGAAGGACGAAGCGUUCAAGGACAAGGACCAGGACCACGAGGACGAGUUCAGUUGCGGUUUCUCGUCGGAUCUGCGCGCUACGAUGUCAACGAGGAGUUGA